Messenger RNA from Leishmania mexicana MHOM/GT/2001/U1103, 744 nucleotides. RefSeq lists its product as hypothetical. Bases 1 to 744 code for a protein of 247 amino acids. The record is from RefSeq and is a predicted model, not a curated record. Lineage: Eukaryota; Euglenozoa; Kinetoplastea; Trypanosomatida; Trypanosomatidae. The transcript has a single exon.
AUGGAGUCUUCUCUCACAGCAGGUAGGGGGAUGCAUGCGAAUGCUUGCCGCCUCUGUGCCUCCCCCUCAGUGACGCUCUUCCACACAGACAAGUUUCGGGAGUACUAUCGCUGCCAUCAGUGCAGUCUUGUGUUUGUGCCCGAUCGCUUCAUACUGUCAAGCGCGGAGGAAAAGGCCGUGUAUGACUUGCAUGAGAACAUCCCUGGUGACACAGCCUACGAGAAAUUUCUCUCCCGCGCAGCGCAGCCGCUCGCCGAUUACCUUUCGGCCAACAUUGAUUCUCGAACGCUACGUCAGCCCCAGGGCCUCGACUUCGGAUGUGGACCUGCACAAGUUCUCGCUCAAAUGCUCUCCGCCGCUCCUUACAACUUUUCCAUGGAUACCUUCGAUUUGUAUUACUUUCCAGAGACGAGUCACUGCCUUGAACGCGAAGAGCACUACGACUUUAUCACAGCCACGGAGGUCGUGGAGCAUUUGCGGGACCCGCUUUCAGUGUUUCGCACACUCUGGCGCUGCAUCCGCCCUGAUGGCGGGGCUUUAGUAAUUAUGACAAAGCGCGUGCACGGUACCAUCGAGCGCUUUCGCAACUGGCACUACACCCGUGACCCCACACAUAUUACAUUCUUCCACACGGCAUCAUUCCAGUGGCUCGCAGAUUCGCUUCCGUCCAACGGCGAAACGUGUGAAACGCGCUUUGUUGGCGCUGAUGUGACGCUUCUCAUAAAAAACAAACCAGAUUUCUGA